CGGGGGCGUUCGGUCCUGUAUCCCGUCAGCAAGAAGACAGACAGAUCAGAUGAUCAGAGCAGUGCACAUGCUUUCUAUCAGCUACUACUUUAACUAACUUACACUUAGCUAAGAUGGCGGAUUCCGACGACUGGGACGCUGAUAACUUCGAUCCGAGCGAGCCGAUCAGGGCUGCCGCCGGGAGGCUGGAUAGAUGGGAAGGCGAGGACGAGGAGGAAGACGUGAAGGAUAACUGGGAUGAUGAGGAGGAAGAGAAAAAGGAAGAAGAGAAGAAAGUUGAACAGAAAAAAACGGAGGUGAAACCCCCUGAGAAGAAAAAAAUAACUGAUAAAAUAAAAGAAAAAGAAAAUUUGCAAAAGAAAAAACAAGACGAGUUGAGAAAGAAGAUGGACAAAACAGCAAAAAGUAAGACUCUAUCACCAGAGGAGCAGCAUGCAGAGAAGCUUCGACUGAUAAAACUGCAGGAGGAGGCAGACAUGGAAUUGGCCCGUGAGUCGUUUGGUGUUGAUCCUGCAGCUGCAAACGCCUCUACUACUAUUAUCACAACAAACAAUGCAUCUGGAAUUGAAGCCAUGUGCCCUUCAUCCAAAGAUGACUUUGUUGCAUUUGAAAAAUUACUGAAAGAUAAGAUAACACAGUUUGAAAAAUCAGUGCAUUAUUCCAGCUUUUUGGAGUCACUGUUUCGAGAGCUUUGUAUUUCAUUGGAAGUAGAUGACCUGAAAAAAAUAAGUAAUUCUUUAUCUGUUCUGCUCAGUGAAAAACAAAGGCAAGAAAAGGAAAAGAAGGCAAAUAAGAAAAAGAAGAAAGGUGUACUGCCUGGUGGUGGAUUGAAAGCAAACAUUAAAGAUGACUUUGGUGAUUAUGGUGGUUUUGACGACGGCUAUGGCAAUGAUUAUGAUGACUUCAUGUGACGAAGGUUGAUCGUCCCCCUUCCCAUUCCCUCUCUUCCCAGAUGCCCUUGCAGACAUGCAACAUUCACAUUUAAUGCUUC
Molecule: messenger RNA, 991 nt
Organism: Carassius carassius (crucian carp)
Lineage: Eukaryota; Metazoa; Chordata; Actinopteri; Cypriniformes; Cyprinidae
Gene: eif3jb
Product: eukaryotic translation initiation factor 3, subunit Jb
Exons: 8
Coding region: 114-911 (265 amino acids)
Cellular component (GO): cytoplasm; eukaryotic translation initiation factor 3 complex
Molecular function (GO): translation initiation factor activity
Source: RefSeq, a predicted model, not a curated record